AUGGCAUCCCUGGAUCCUCUUUCAGCCCAGCUGAAGAGAAAGAGUCAGAGCCAGAGUCAGAGAGAGAGUCUGGCCCUGGGCCUCCUUUUUCUUUCUAUUUCGCUGUCAUUUUUCCUUGUUUUUUUUUCUUUUUCUUUUUCUCAUUUCUUAUUUGUUGUGCGUGCAACUCGAAAUCCCCUUCACUGA
Messenger RNA from Fusarium verticillioides 7600, 186 nucleotides. RefSeq lists its product as hypothetical. The record is from RefSeq and is a predicted model, not a curated record. The transcript has a single exon. Bases 1 to 186 code for a protein of 61 amino acids. Lineage: Eukaryota; Fungi; Ascomycota; Sordariomycetes; Hypocreales; Nectriaceae.